GAUCUCAAUGCUGUAAAUAAAUCCAUGUAUAUAACUCUAUCAAUCAAUCCUUUUAUAGACGUGAUUUUCGGCUAUAACUGUGAUUUAUGUAAAGCUGGCAAUUUAACUAAGUUGGAAGGAAGCAGCCUCAUUAAGCCAGAUACAAAAUACAGUACCACAAUCAAACAGCAAAAGAUGGAUUUCCUUGUCAUUGAGGUGAAAUGUCCCAACAGUAGUGCCAACGAUGAUCGGUUCAAAUUAUCAAUUGAACUGCAAAUCUUAUUGAAUCGUUUGGUAAACAUUGGUAUUGAUUCUCCUGUGGUGUUUGGUAUACUAGUUUAUGGUAAGCGUUAUAUGUUUGUUUUAAUUGUGAUAUUUUUAAAAAUGGACUUAAAGGCACUAACUAUAUACCGAAUGAUUAAAAUUCGAUCUUGUUUUAUUCCUCAUGACUUGAACGACUUUGACGUUGUUCGAAAUACUCUUGCCUCUCUCUCCCAGCUCCGCAGCCUCGUUCUAAAUGAAGUUGAAAAAGCCAAAAAGUCUACAUCAAAAUUAAGUAAAUGUCUCAGUUGGAUAAGAGAUUCUAUCAUUGAUUAUAGAGAUUCGAACCACAAAUAA
Cokeromyces recurvatus is the source of this 597-nucleotide messenger RNA. RefSeq lists its product as uncharacterized. The record is from RefSeq and is a predicted model, not a curated record. NCBI's taxonomy places the organism in Eukaryota, Fungi, Mucoromycota, Mucoromycetes, Mucorales, Mucoraceae. The annotation marks the transcript as partial. The transcript is spliced from 3 exons.